Salvia miltiorrhiza (redroot sage) is the source of this 1144-nucleotide messenger RNA. Its product is annotated as tropinone reductase 1-like. The record is from RefSeq and is a predicted model, not a curated record. The coding region runs from base 213 to 1013 and encodes 266 amino acids. NCBI's taxonomy places the organism in Eukaryota, Viridiplantae, Streptophyta, Magnoliopsida, Lamiales, Lamiaceae. Gene Ontology annotation, molecular function: oxidoreductase activity. The transcript has 5 exons.
AAAAAUAAAUAAAUAAUUAUUAGACCAGAGACCUUUUGCUUCAAUAUUGGGUCCUAAUCUUUUGCUUUGCUUCAAAAUUGGGUCCUACCCGAAAUCCUUUUUAUCAUCCCCUAUAAAUAAGUGGCCAAACAUACCUAAUUUAAUCACUCCAAUUCCAAGUAGCAGCAUAUAGUCCUUGAAUUGAAUAUCUAAAUAAACACCAAUACAUAGCAAUGGAAGUGAAGAAAGAGCUCAGCAGAGAUGAGAAAUGGUCACUCAAGGGCAUGUCCGCUGUCGUAACCGGUGGCACUAGAGGCAUCGGGCAUGCCAUAGUCGAGGAACUAGCAGGAUUUGGUGCAAGAGUCCACACUUGCUCAAGAAACAAGAAAGAUCUAGAUGAAAGAAUUCAAGAAUGGAAAGCCAAAGGGUAUGAAGUGAGCGGCUCGGUUUGUGAUCUAACUUCAAGAGCACAAAGAGAAGAAUUGGUGCAAACUGUGGCUUCACUUUUCGAUGGCAAACUCAACAUUCUUAUCAACAAUGCUGCAAUAAGCAUAAUGAAAAGAGCAACGGAACACGACGAGCAAGACUUUUGGCACAUAAUUGGAACAAAUUUGGAGUCGCCUUAUCAUCUCUCCCAAAUUGCACACCCUCUGCUCAAAGCUUCCGGCAAGGGCAAUAUCGUCUUUAUCUCCUCCGUCGCCGGUAAAACUGCGCUGCCGGCGCUCGCUGUCUACUCAGCUUCCAAAGGUGCCAUAAAUCAAUUGACAAAGAAUUUGGCUUAUGAAUGGGCAAAAGACAACAUUAGAGUUAACACAGUGGCGCCAUGGGCAGUCAAGACCACUAUUGUCAAACCUGAAGAUAUUGACAUGUCCAUACAAAGUAUGUUUGGACCGUUAUUGGCCCGAACGCCGAUCCGGCCGAUAGCCGAACCGAACGAGAUAUCGCCGUUGACGGCGUUCCUUUGCCUCCCGGCGGCUUCUUAUAUCACCGGCCAAGUUAUUUAUGUUGAUGGUGGCUUCACAUCUAGUGCUUAAUAAUUCUUCCAUCUUCUAUUAUUCGUCACUUAUUUUCGAGUAAAUCUUUAUUUACUACCUAAUCGUUGCUUGUAUUGAAUAAUUUUUAUGUUAUUGUCGACCUUCAUAAUGAAAUUAAUCAAUCUAUUCUA